AUGGCAGAUGACAAGGCUAUCGAGCCAGCUCCCGUUGGAGCUGAUGAACCAAGAUCUUCUGACAACUCGAUCAAAAGUCCUCCUGAUGAUGUAACUGAUAUCCCAAAGCAUGACCAUCAUGCUCACAAGGAUGGAGCAGAUGCUGCUCUGGACUUAUUGAACGAAACCGGUGGAGUUAGUCAACCAUUCGAUGCCAAAGCUAACAAGCGACUCAUCCGCCGCAUCGAUACUCAUAUCAUGCCUUUGAUUUGCACAGUCUAUUUCCUUCAGUACAUCGACAAGACUGCAGUCUCUUACGCAAGCGUCACUGGCAUCCAACAAUCCACUGGUCUCAAGGGAAAUGAGUUCAACUGGGUCGCUUCGAUUUUCUUCUUCGGUCAACUCGGCUUCCAGUUCCCUACUGUUCGGCUGCUCCAAGUGUUCCCUCUAGCGAAGUACGUCUCGGUCAACGUCACACUCUGGGGUGUGACGCUCGCUUGUAUGGCUGCGUGCCAUAACUUCAGCGGCCUUCUCGCUUGUCGAUUCUUCCUUGGUGCCCUCGAAGCCGCCAUCGUUCCAGCUUGGGUUCUUUUCACAUCUCAAUGGUACACGAAAGAAGAACAAGCUUUUCGAGUUGGUAUUUGGUUUUCAGUCUGUGGUGCCGCUCAGAUGUUUGGCGGAUACUUCGCUUACGGUGUUGCAACGCACGUUGGAAAAGACCCAAAUGCUGCUUUGCGAGGAUGGCAGGUCAUCUUCCUGGUUCUUGGACUUCUCACUGUCGUGGUUGGGAUUAGUUUCUGGUUCAUCAUGCCAGACUCUCCCGCCGUGGCUGGGUUUCUGGACAAGGAGAAGAAAGCCAUGCAUCUUGAGCGUAUUCGAGGAAAUGUGCAGGGGAUCGGAACUCAGACUUUUAAAUGGGCCCAUGUUAAGGAGGCUUUGACUGAUAGCAUGACUUGGCUAUAUGCCUUUUGGGUCUUUGCUGCUAACAUUCCCAACUCUAUUGCUACAAGUUUCGGAAAUAUUCUUGUUAAGGGUAUGGGAUACACCAACGAAGAGUCUUUGUUGCUGGUCACUCCCCUCGGAGCUUGGGAGAUUGUCUUCCUGAUUGGCCUGACUUACGGAGCCAUGAAGACAAGACAGCGGCUGUUCUUUUGCAUUGCUGGUCAUAUUCCUGCUAUCAUCGGAGCCAUCUUAAUGGCAACCACGGAAAAGGUUCCCGCUCUCGUUGGAUACUACACAACUGGAGGCAUCCCCAUUGGUUGGACCACCAUUCUUGGACUACAAAGCUCCAAUGUCGCUGGCUCUACCAAGAAAAUCACCGUCUCAUGUAUCGGAACUAUCGCUUACACAGUUGGAAAUAUCAUCUCACCUCACACCUUUCAAGCCCGCGAUGGACCACGAUAUCUCCCCGCAAAGAUUUCUAUCUGCAUCAUCUACUUCCUUUGUACGGUUGACUUGCUGGUUAUGAGAUGGGUCUUUGAUCGAAGGAAUAAGAAGAGGGAUGCCGAGAAGGCUGCACUAGGUGAUCAGUACAAGGUGGAAGAAAACCAUGAGUUUCUGGACUUGACGGACUUGGAGAAUAAGGAGUUCCGUUAUGAGCUGUAG
Fusarium redolens is the source of this 1584-nucleotide messenger RNA. Its product is annotated as major facilitator superfamily domain-containing protein. Gene Ontology annotation, biological process: allantoate transport; transmembrane transport; dipeptide transport. Gene Ontology annotation, molecular function: allantoate transmembrane transporter activity; dipeptide transmembrane transporter activity. Lineage: Eukaryota; Fungi; Ascomycota; Sordariomycetes; Hypocreales; Nectriaceae. The transcript has a single exon. Gene Ontology annotation, cellular component: plasma membrane. Bases 1 to 1584 code for a protein of 527 amino acids. The record is from RefSeq and is a predicted model, not a curated record.